Molecule: messenger RNA, 843 nt
Organism: Teleopsis dalmanni
Lineage: Eukaryota; Metazoa; Arthropoda; Insecta; Diptera; Diopsidae
Product: transmembrane protein 222
Exons: 2
Coding region: 214-798 (194 amino acids)
Source: RefSeq, a predicted model, not a curated record
AAAUACAUAAUUGCAAAUAAUUUUAUUGCGAAAAAACACAGUUUUUGCUUGUGAUAUUUCUGUACGCAAAAUACACUGUGCUAUAUAUUAGGCGUAUAGAAAAAUAGACCUCUGCCUUAUAACUUUUGACCGAUAUAUAAUUUAUAGUAAAUAUGAACAGUGCUAUAUUUAAAAGAGAAGAGAACGAUUAGAAAUUGUUGAAACUGAACACAUAUGAACAUGUAUGGAAUGCCUGAAAUAACAACUGUUUCCAACAAUUCGCCAGAGACUGCUGUAACAGUUGAUUCAAACGAAAUGAAUGACAAUAUUCCAUCUAUUAACUUUGCAGAAGAUCGCUUUCCUUAUUGCAUUGUGUGGACCCCAAUUCCAGUACUAACAUGGCUUUUUCCAAUGGUCGGACAUAUGGGUAUUUGUAUGUCCAAUGGUGUAAUAAGAGAUUUUGCUGGACCAUACUAUGUUUCUGAAGACGAUAUGGGUUUCGGUAGACCAACACGUUAUAUACGUUUACAUCCUAAAAACGUUUUAGGUGGUCGAAUGGAAUGGGAUGAAGCAGUUUCAAAAGCAUCCGUUUUAUAUGGUACACGUAUGCACAAUUUGUUUUGCGACAACUGCCAUUCGCAUGUGGCAACCGCACUUUGCGGCAUGCGUUACAAGCAGAGCACUAAUUGGAAUAUGAUUAUACUCGCUUUUUGGAUGUUCUUCUGUGGCCGUUAUGUUGGCUUUAUGGGAUUUGUGAAAAGCUGGCUUCCUACCUUAAUUGUUAUAGCAGUAUGUGUUUUAUUGGCUUACUAUUUUUAGUAUACAAUAUUUAUUUCACAUUUUAUUUAACAAUUUUUCAACAUU